This is a messenger RNA of Aphanomyces invadans, 668 nucleotides long. RefSeq lists its product as hypothetical. The record is from RefSeq and is a predicted model, not a curated record. The transcript has a single exon. NCBI's taxonomy places the organism in Eukaryota, Oomycota, Saprolegniomycetes, Saprolegniales, Verrucalvaceae. Gene Ontology annotation, cellular component: membrane. Gene Ontology annotation, biological process: vesicle-mediated transport. Bases 55 to 603 code for a protein of 182 amino acids.
CUCGAACAAGUCGCCAAACGAUUGCUUGAGGCAGCAGGCAGAGCCGCCAGUGCCAUGUUCGAGUCGUUCAAGCAGCAAGGCAAGCGCCUCCUGGAUGGAAACAAUGAGCCGGCGUCCCCGACAGUAUCCCAGAGCGAAGACCAAGACUAUCAAGUGUCAUGUCCGUCCCUUCGACUGUCGUACAAGGAGCGGCUUCUUGGGUGUGGGAUUUGCUUUGUCUUGGGCAUGAUGUUGUCAUUUGGAUCGACAGUUCGCCUCGGCCAGCUUGUAGCAGGACGCCCAGCUCCCUUUGCGAUAUGCUAUACUUUGGGAAACCUCUUGUCGCUUGGAUGCACGAUGUUCUUUGUCGGCCCAGUGUCGCAAUGCAAGUCGAUGUUCCACGCCAAGCGGCGUGUGGCGGCUGCAAUCUAUUUGACGUUCAUUGGAGUCACCCUCGCACUUUGUUUUUCCCCAAACGUUCCCCAUCGAUCCGGACUUGUCGUCGUCACUGUGCUAGUUCAAUUUUGCGCGCUGUCGUGGUACACACUGUCCUACAUCCCCUACGGCCAAGCUGUGUUCCUCAAGGUGACCAAGCGGUUCUGCUGUCAACCAGACGUCGUGUAGGUAGAAAGAUCUACUGCGGUAGUGGCUAAAGAAGCACAUAAUUGAAUAUGUUAACACCUUCUUGC